Molecule: messenger RNA, 1296 nt
Organism: Trematosphaeria pertusa
Lineage: Eukaryota; Fungi; Ascomycota; Dothideomycetes; Pleosporales; Trematosphaeriaceae
Exons: 1
Coding region: 1-1296 (431 amino acids)
Source: RefSeq, a predicted model, not a curated record
AUGGCCGCCCUCGGCGACAUCCUCAGCAUCGCCCACGUCCUAAAACGCGCCUACGACCUCUACAACAACUGCCAAUCCGCGCCCUCCGAGCUCCGCCUCGCGCGCGAGCACAUCCACGCCCUGGCCCUCUGCCUCGAGGGCGUAAAAUCCGACCUCGUCAACAACCCGCGCUCCUUCGUGCACCAGCGCAACGACAUCGCGCGGACGCGCCAGCACGCGCUCAAAGCGCACGUCGGGCUGUGCGAGAAGGCGCUGCGGCGCAUGGAGCGGCUGCUGAAGAAGUACCAGGGGUUUAAGCAGCAGCAUGUUAGUCUGUGGGACCGGUUCCGCUGGAGCACCGACGGCAAGAAGGAGAUUGCCGAGUGUAAGGCCGACUUGGUCGUCGCGACGAGCGUGCUGGAUGUGUUUUUGAGUAAGGAGGGGAUUAGUGUGCUCUGGAGGCUCGAGGGCACUGUUGAAGCGCUGACGAGGCAAAUCGAUGGCCUCGCGCGGCAGUUGGGCGCGCUCGCUGCGCUGGUACCGCCUCCUGUUAACGGCGAGAGGGCCGCUAGACCGCGCUCUGGAUCCAAUGUCACGAGGACGCUGGUGCUGAGUCUCGUCCUCGCGCGCCUGAGGAAAGCACUCAGGGGCUAUCGGAGGAAGAAGCUCGGCGGGCGGAAGAAAACGCCGCCUCUGGGCGGCCCGAAGAGACCGCAUCCCGCUACGAGGGUGAACUCUGGCUUCAAGCUGGACAAGAAGCGGAGCGAGACACUGCGGAGCUAUGCGUCGAAUAUCGCAACCGCUGCAUCUCCACCGCCGCCGUACAAGCCGCGUCGCACACGCACACCUAGCCCGGACUUCUACUACCUACCCAACAACUCCUCCUCCCCACCGCCAAAACCAAUCCGCCGCUCAAGCUCCAUGCAGCGGCUGCUCGGCCGCGGCGGCAAAGAGCACCCCGCGGGAAUAGGCCUCCUCCCCGCCGAGCACUACGAAUGCUGGAAAGUCGGUGUCGGCAGCCUGGCCUUCGGGCCGAAAACCGCGCCGCAGUUCCUGCCGCACCGGCGCGGGCAGAUGCAGUUGCGCAAGAUGGCGGCGGUGUUCAAAGAGGCGAGUCUGUAUGAUGGGAAAGCGCUGAACGAGCGGGAUGCGCGGGUCAAGCUGCUUUUGAACGAGAAGAACAAGAGGGAGAAGAAGAAGAAGGGCGGGAGUGGGAAGACGUGGUAUUUUGUUGCGGCGCGGGUGGUGAAGAGAGAUCCGGGGAAGUCGGGCAUGGUGGUUGUGGAGAAGGCUAUUGUUAUCUUAGUACGGCGGUGA